AUUUUGUAGUUUUUUGGAAGUUUUGGAAGUUCAGUUUUUUGGGGAAUCCGGUUUCCGACCCGCAUAGUAUGUGGCGGGAUGUACAUUAAAUUGUGUGAUCGCCAAUAAACCAGGCAUAGAAGAAGAGGUACUCUAAUUUCUUUCUAAAGAAGAAGAAGAAGAAGCAGCAGCUGCUACCGGAAAUGAGUAUUUGCUUGCGAUCAGUUCAAUUUGAGCAUGGCAAUGAGAGCAUUUCCACGAGUUCGACUGAUUUAAGAUUCAUACAUGCUUAACGUUAAUAUGGACAGCGGGACAUACUCAUCCUGCUCCUCAUCCUGAUGCUUGAAACAGCACAUUGACUGAUCUUCAUGUGAGCACAGGCGCAGAAGAAAAGUUAGAGCAGACAAGUUUUUGUAUCUCUGGCGAGUUGAUUUGCAUCUAAAAGCACCAGAAUCGCUUUGACGGGCCGCCUGCCUGCUGAGUGCUAAUUGGGGAUUGUGAGAAAUUUUGAAGAGUAACCAGCUGGCAAGUCAUCAUUUACCUAACGGACUAUUGCCUUGUUUACCACGUGAGAAAAUGAGUCCAGAGAGGGCAACAUUGUUGGAUGACAUAGCACUGAGUUUAUGGACUUUAACCGAGGAUAAUUUACGUUAUCUAUGCGAGCUGUGUGGAAUAUGUGGCCGAGAUGGGUCUGAAGUCAAAGGAGAGAGUAGACGCUCACUGCGUCGUAAAAUAUUGGAGGAAUAUUGUGAGAGUGCUGAUUUAACAGAAUCCGAGGAACAAGGAAUGUCUCGGUUACUACAACUGAAAGAAGACAUCACCGGAAUAGAGGAAGAGGCUAGCGUUGUCCCCACGGGUCCCAGACAAUCAGCGACAGCGGGCAGCUCACAAGCAUGUUGCCAUGGAGAACAGAAUGAAGAGGGAGGGGGUUGGUUUCCCAGCAGGAAGCUGGAGGCAGAGCCAGUUCCACACUGGCUCAUUAUACCGCAGGUGAGAGUGAGGGGGUCUGAGACCAAAUGUACAGAGUCACUGGGUCCUGGUUGUGACGGUGGGCAGCAGGCCCCAGAGAUGGCGUCUUGGCAGACUCUAAAGAGGUUAACGGUGCUGCUGGAGGACUGCAGGUUUAUGCCGGGCCAGAGAGUCAACAUCAAAGUAGAAGAAGAGGAGGAGAUGAUUUCUGUCUUUGCUGAUGAUGGAAAGAGCUCAAGACCCCAAAAAGAGUCCCCAAGACUCCAAAAAGAGUCCCCAAGACUCCAAAAAGAGUCCCCAAGACUCCAAAAAGAGUCCCCAAGACUCCAAAAAGAGUCCCCAAGACUCCAAAAAGAGAGCUCUCACAGUUCCCAACGUGAGAAGAGCUUCACAAAACAAUCACGUCUUAAACGGCGCCUGCACUCCGGAGAGACACCUCCCCACUGUUCGGGUAGCAAAGAAAGUGUCUCUACUGUGACAUUGUCGAAGAGACCCAAGACAGUCCAUCCUAAAGAGAAGUGUCAGAACUGCUCUGACUGCGGUAGAAGUUUCUCUUCGACAGGAUGUAUCAGGAAACGCAUGCCGUUGUUCCAUUCAGGAGAGAAACCCUUCCACUGCCUAGAGUGUAGUAAGAAGUACACUAGAUCAGAUCAGUUGAAAGAUCAUAUGGUUAUAUGCUCUGGUGUGAGACCUUACCAAUGCCCUGACUGUGAAAAACAAUGUCAGGAAGUAUCACAUGCUGUAGUAAAAAGUUCUGAUCCUAAUAACGUGUUAGUACAUUCUGGAGAGAAAUUGUAUCAAUACCCUAACCAUGAGAAGACUUGCACAGCAUCAGACCAUACUCAACAGCUGUACACACACCCUGGAGAGACGCCUUACCGUUGUUCAGAUUGUAAUUCAUAUUUCGUUAAUGCAUUACAAUUUAAGAGACAUAAGCAAGAGCACACUGGAGAGAAGCCUCACCUCUGCUCCAAAUGUGAUCUUUGUUUCUUUAUAGAAGAGGAUUUAAAAGCACAUGAGACGAUUCACACAGAGAAGCUUCACCCCUGUUCUGACUGUGGGCAAACAUUUUCUACAGCGCGAUAUUUAACUAAACACAAGCGGACACAUUUAGGGAUUAAGCCUUUCCGUUGCACGCAAUGUGACAAAGGGUACACCAAUUCAGAUCAGCUAAAAGUUCAUACGAUGACGCAUACUGGGGAGCGACCGUACCAAUGUGGUCAAUGUAAGAAGAGUUUUAAAACCAAGCCCCAUCUUAAAUACCACCUGUUAAUUCAUGAGGUAGGGAUGUUUCACCACUGCCCCGACUGUGAUCAAAGGUUCUCCGCUGAGGAAACUUUAAAGGAACACAUGCAGUUUCACAUGGUAGAGAAACUUUUCCACUGUCUGCAAUGUGAGAAGAGGUACAGUACUUCAGAUGGAUUGACAGAACAUAUGAUGACUCAUACUGAUUCUGAUGGGUCACCAAGUACCAGAAAUGUAGGAGAACAAUGUCAGGAAAUACAUGCCGUCGAAAAAAGUUUAAAUAUUAAUCAACGCCUGCAGGAACAUUCUGUAGAGAACCCUCACCCUCAUCUGUGUCCUCACUGUGAGAAGGGUUUCUCAAAACAAUCGUAUCUUAAAGAACACUUGCUUUUACAUGCUUGCGAGAUAACUUCUCGUACCCUGGUAAGGUAUCCGACUUCCAGAAGAUUAAAAGAUCAUCAGGCAAAGUCGCAUAUAGAAAGGCCUUGUAUUUGUUCUGACUGUGGAAAGAGCUUUGCUCAACUACGCAGUCUUACUAGGCACCAGCAAAUACACACGGGGGAAAAGCCUCACCAGUGCCCCAUCUGUGAGAAGAGUUUCUACAGGAAAUCUAAUCUUCAACAACACUUGGCAGUACAUGCUGGCAAGAAACCUUACCAGUGCUCUCAUUGUGAGAAGAGUUUCUCAAGACAAUUACAACUUAAGAUACAUAUGUACUCGCACACUGGAGAGCAAACUUACCAUUGUGCCGAUUGUAAUUCAUAUUUCCUUUAUGCGUUACAAUUCAAGAGACAUAUGCAAGAGCACACUGGAGAGAAGCCUCACCUCUGCUCUGACUGUGGUCUAACCUUCCUUAUCGAAGAGGACUUAAAAGCACAUGAAAGGAUUCACAGAGGAGAGAAGCCUCAUCACUGCUCUGACUGUGGGCGAAAUUUCUCCUCGGCAGGAUGCUUAAAUCAACACAAGCUCUUGCAUCUGGGACACAAAUCUUUCCAAUGUGAGCAAUGUGAUAAGAAGUUCUCAAGAUCAAUUCAGUUGAAAGUUCAUAUGUCAAGACAUACCGGAGAGAAACCAUAUCAAUGUUCUGAAUGUGAUAAAAGUUAUUGUCUUUCCAACCUCUUACAAAAACAUCGGAGUAUAACGCACAGGGGAGAAAAACCUUACCUUUGCUCUGACUGUGGAAAGUGUUUUGGUUACCGACACCAACUCAUAGUCCACCAGCGAAUGCACACUGGGGAAAAGCCCUUUGUCUGCUCUGAGUGUGGGAAACAGUAUUCCAAUACAUGUGGCUUGAAGAUACAUCAGCGAACACAUACUGGAGAGAAACCGUACGAAUGUCCCGACUGUGAUCAAUGUUUCAUCCGGGUAGAUUCCCUUAAACACCAUCAAUCAUCAACGCAUACAGGGAAGUGGCCUUUCAACUGCAUUAUUUGUGGAAAAGGUUUUUCGUCGAGCUGUGAGCUAAAAGGCCACAUGCGCAGUCAUAGUGGCGAUAAGCCUUAUCAAUGCCCCGUCUGUGAGAAGCGUUUCACGCUCGCGGGAACCUGUCGAAAGCACCAGAAAACUCACACCGUGAGAGAGAAACCUCACGCCUGUUCUGAAUGCGAAAAGAGUUUUGUAAAUGUACAAAGACUAAAGGUACACAAGAGAGUACACACUGGUGAGAAGCCAUACCACUGCUCCGACUGUGGGAAGAACUUCACUCAAUUGACAAGCUUAAAUAGGCACAAGGUCAAACAACACACAAGGAUAUAGAAAAAAAGCAGACUGCCUCCUGAGUGGCGCAGUGGUCUAAGGUACUGCAUCGCUGUGCCACUAGAUAUUCUGGGUUCGAGUCUAGGCUCUGUCGCGACCGGGAGACCCGUUGGCCGAGCGUCGUCCGGGUUAGGGGAGGCUUUAGCCGGCAGGGAUAUCCUUGUACCAUCGUGCACUAGCGAAUCCUGUGGCGGGCCUGGCGCAGUGCAUGCUGACACGGUUGCUUGGUGUACGGCGUUUCCUCCGACACAUUGGCGAGGCUGACUUCUGGGUAAUGUGGGCAUUGUGUCAAGAAGCAGUGCGGCUCUCGACCUUCGCCUCUCCUGAGUCUGUACGGGAGUUGCAGCGAUGAGACAAGACUAACUACCAAUUGGGGACAAAAAGGAGUAACAAAAAAUGGGGGGAGACUGAACAUGGCCAAGGAAAGUAUCACUGUACUGCUACCAUCCAGUUCCUUCAAAGUCCUGCUCCUUGACUAUUUCCACAUUUUGUGUUACAGCCUGAAUUUUUUUUAAUGGAUAAAAUUGAGACUUUUUGACACUGGCUCCAUGUCAGUGGAUUACAUUCAUAAAGCUUGAAAAGCUGAAAUGUCUUGAGUCAAUCAUAUUCAACCCCCUUUUUGUUAUGGGAAGUCUAAAUAAGUUCAGGAGGAAAAAUGUGCUAAAGUUUCCAUGGACUCACUUUGUGUGCAAUAAUAAUAAUAAGUGUUUAACCUGUUUUUGGAAUGACUGCCUCAUCUCUCUCUUCCCCACACAUACAAUUAUCUCUAAGGUCCCUUUGUCGAGCAGUGAAUUUCAAACACAAAUUCAACUACGAAGACCAGGGAGGUUGAUCUAUUGAUGGAUGGGGAAAAAAGCAAGACAUUUUGAGUAUUCCUUUGAGCAUGGUGAAGUAUCAGUACACCCAGUCACUAUGAAGUGGUAGAUGUCCUUCCUAGCUCAGUUGCCGGAGAGGAAGAGAACCGCUCUGGGAUUUCACCAUGAGGCCAACGGUGACUUUAAAACAGUUACAUAGUUUAGUGGCUGUAAUAGCAGAAAACUGAGGAUGGAUCAACAUUGUAGUUACUCCACAAUGCUAACCUAAAUGACAGUAAGGAAGGAAUCCUGUACAGAAUAAAAAAUAUUCCGAAACAUGCAUCCUGUUUGCAACAAGGCACUCUAGAAAUACUUUCAAAAAUGUGGCAAAGCAAUUAACAUUUUUGUCAUGUUUUUCAAUACGACACAUUACUGAGUACCUCUCUCCAAGCAUAGUGGUGGCUGUAUCAUGUUAUGGGUAUGCUUGUAAUUGUUAAGGACGGGAGUUUUUCAGGAUUAAAAAAUAAAUAUACGGAAUGGAGCUAAGCAAAACCCUUUAUGACAACCUGGUUCAGUCUGCUUUCCAACAGACACUGGGUGAUGAAUUCACCUUUCAGCAGGACAAUAACCUAAAACACAAGGCCAAAUCUACACUGGAGUUGCUUACCAAGAAGUCGGUCAAUGUUCCCGAAUGGCCGCGUUCGUUUUGACUUAAAUCUGACAAGAUCUGAAAAAUGGUUGUUAUGCAAUGCUCAACAACCAAUUUGACAAGAGCUUGACGAGUUUUGAGGCAAAUGUUGAACAAUCCAGGGGUGGAGUUACACAGAACGAGUCCGUUGUAAUUGCUGCCAAAGGUACUAAUACAAAGUAUUGACUCGGGUGUGAAAUAUUUUACGUAAUUUGAUAUUUUUGUAUAUCAUUUUUCAGUAAAGUUGCUUGCAUUUCCAAAGCCGUGUUUUCACAUUUAUGGGGAAAAUAUGUUCAAUCCAUUUAAGAAAUGUAGGCUUUAACAAAAUGUAGGCUUUAACAAAAUGUAGGCUUUAACAAAAUGUAGGCUUUAACAAAAUGUAGGCUUUAACAAAAUGUGGAAUAAGUCAUGGUAUGAAUAAUUUCUGAAGGUACUCGAUAUGGUCUUCUACUUUGCUACCUUGUUUACCGUACCUUUGGUACUACCUAACCUGCACACCAACUAACUUUUGUAUUCUAUUGCUCCCAUGGUUGACGAGGCUGUAUCUGAACUACAGGAACAUUUAUUGACCUGAAAUUAGUAUUGAAUGUAGGUCAAACAAAGUAUACUGUAUGUUCUUCUAUGGAGUGCAUGCAAAUAAUUGAUUUAAAUUAUAUGUACUUUGGAUGGUGCCCAUAUUGAUUGUGUCUCUGCUUACAAAUAUUGGGGCAUCUGGAUAAGUGAAAAUCUGUCUUUCAAUAUAAAGCAUAUUGACGAGUUUAGCUGAGAAUAUAUUUUUUAUAAGUAGGUCAUGCCUUUCACUAAAUAGUUAGAAAGCAGAUCGUUCAGUCGACGUUCCUACCGGUCCUUGACUAUGGCAACAUCCUCUAUAUGAACACAGCUGCCACUUCAUUAAAGCCCUUAGAUGCUGUUCAUCUUAGCACAUUGCUUUAUUACGGGCAACAGGUUUAGUACUCAUCACUGCGUUCUCUACCAGAAAGCAGGUUGGUCCUCUUUGAUGUCACGUAGGUUGAUACAUUGCUAUGUUUUAAUUUGUAAAGUCCCAUUUUUUUACAAAAAAAAGUCCCACUGUGCCAAACACAAUCACUAACCUUAAGAGCUACAGAGUUACUAAACCCAGUCUCCGGGAUGGUUAACUCUGGGCAUUCCUUUGGUCUCUACACAUUUUAUUUAUUUUGCACGGUAUUUGUGGAUCAAUCUUCAAGAUGUUAGAAAAUGUGAUGUUUUGAAGCCUCUGGAAAUGCAUAACACUGUUGGACCUUUUUAUUACUGAUGAAUGUGUGAUUUCUAUUAUGACCGUGUUUGUCUUUCUGCUUGCAUUGUUUUGUAUUUUAUGUCGUUCUGGGCUCAUGACUUACUUGAUUAAAAAAAAAAUGUAGUUAAUUAAGGUGAGUUAUUCAUCACAGUGGAGACGCUGUAGUCUGCAUAAAAAAAGGAGAAUAUGUAAUGAUUUAAACUACACGAUGUAACAACGAUUACCUCCACGACGUAAUGAUAAGUUACUCAUUUCACCUACAAGCUCGACUGUAUUCAGUCUAACUCCUUCAGAACCCAGUCUUUAACUUUUUGGGGUUUUUUUCUUCUUCAACUGAUAACAACGAUGAUUUGACUAAGCUAAAUGAUUUCCCACCAACUGCUACACUAAAGAAUGCCAAUAAAAGGUAGAGCUUAAAUGUAACAAGGUUGUUUUUAUAGUAUAAUUAUUUGCCUCAUUGUUCUAUUUUAUAGAUUUAUUUUAUCAUUUGAAGGACUUGAAAUCUGUUUUGACCCAUUUGGAACUUGAUUUAAUUGUACGUGUUCUGUAGCCUGGCUACCUGUCUGCUGUCAUGCCACUCGCUGUCAUAUGCCAAACAUGCUAGCGGAAACAGACUGGCACCCAGGCUUCAUGUUCUGCACUUCUUCUUCUUUUAUGUGUAUUUUAUGCCGGCCCUAUUUGAACAUUUUUAAAACAAUUCAGUUACAGAUGUGGAAUCACUGCAUUUUAAAAUAAAAAUAUACACUACCGUUCAAA
Messenger RNA from Oncorhynchus kisutch (coho salmon), 7441 nucleotides. RefSeq names its product zinc finger protein 11. Gene Ontology annotation, biological process: regulation of gene expression. The transcript is spliced from 4 exons. NCBI's taxonomy places the organism in Eukaryota, Metazoa, Chordata, Actinopteri, Salmoniformes, Salmonidae. The record is from RefSeq and is a predicted model, not a curated record. Gene Ontology annotation, cellular component: nucleus. Bases 556 to 3948 code for a protein of 1130 amino acids.